CUUGUGGAGAGCCUGCUAGUGAAUUCUGAAGGUAAAGGGUUGAGUGCUGUGUGUUUGCAGUGCUGGAAAUCAGGCCCCAUCCGUCUGCCAGGCCUCUACUGUGCACAGUGCAGCAGCAGGAGCUCUCCUCCGUCACGUGACUCACUCGGGCCCUGCCAUGGCUCCCAGCCCCAGCUACUAGUGACCCGGCCACCAACCAUGGGAGAGAAGCCAGUACAGAGCCCACAGCACCUCCACACCCAAAAAUGGGACCCGUCCUUCUUCUCCUGCCCGAGGAGAUCCUCCUGCUCAUCCUCUCCUACGUGGACCGCCAGUCACUGGGCCGGCUCGGGCAGGCGUGCAGAAAGCUCCGGCACUUCACCAGCCGGGACUCGGUGUGGAGGACGAUAGCCAGGCGCAGCCUCAACACCGGCUUCCUGCAGCAGGGCGCAGACAUGAUUUCCGAAAUCCCUGUGAAGGAAAGAGUACGUAUUUCUCAAAACUGGAAAUAUGGACGUUGCCAGCGCCAUACGAUACUUAAAUGGAAACGAAACUUAAUGCCCUGGUUGCAAGUAGAUGGCGACUUGUUAUAUCUUACUCAGGCUGAAGAAAUCAGAGCUUACCAGCUGCGUCACGAUGGCAGUGGACUUCACAGACGACCCUACGCUGUGUUUCUGGGUCAUCAGGAUGAUGUGUGUCGCUUUGUAGUCACCAAUUCUCACAUAAUCAGUGGAGGAGGGGAUGGAAAGAUCGCCCUUCAUAAAGUUCACAGUUCUGUCAGUAUCCAGUUCAGUGCACAUGAGCAGGAUGUGAACUGCGUGGAUUGUCAUGGAGGAAUUAUUGUCAGCGGCUCCAGAGACAGGACUGCAAGGGUGUGGUCUCUCUCAUCUGGCGCAGAUGCACAAUGUCUUCAUACUAUUCAGACGGAUGACAGAGUGUGGUCUAUUGCCAUAAACCCUCUGUUAAGCUCCUUUGUUACUGGGACAGCUUGCUGCCGCCAUACAUCACCACUCAGGAUUUGGGACCUUCAGAGUGGCCAGCUGAUAAACUGCCUUGGAACUGAAUUUAAACGAGGUGCUGGUGUUCUGGAUGUCUGCUAUGAAACACCUUCCAUUGUGCUUUCAUGUGGCUAUGAUACGUACAUAAGGUAUUGGGACUUGAGAGCAAGCACCAGGAGGUGUGUGAAGGAAUGGGAGGAGCCUCAUGACAGUGUCCUGUACUGCAUGCAGAGUGAUGGCAAUCACAUGAUAGCCACUGGGUCUGCUUACUAUGGUGUUGUGAGAUUGUGGGACAAGAGAAUGAACCGAUGUUUACAGUCUUUCUCCCUGUCAAGUCCAACGAGCAGCCCAGUGUAUAGCCUUCAAUUUAAUACAUCUCGCUUGUAUGCUGCCUUGGCGACCACACUUCAAGUUUUAGACUUCACUGUCUCCAACCACCAGUUCACACCUCAGUAGCUGCCAGUGUAUUCCACAACAUCAACUGGGAAUACAAAACAUCUCUUUAUUGGAAAAGAAGCCAAAAAAUAAAUGCCACAGAUCCCAGCAAGAAAAGACUUCUUUUGUAAUAUAAAAGUCACCAUAUGCUUG
Messenger RNA from Nanorana parkeri, 1565 nucleotides. RefSeq names its product F-box and WD repeat domain containing 4 (gene FBXW4). NCBI's taxonomy places the organism in Eukaryota, Metazoa, Chordata, Amphibia, Anura, Dicroglossidae. Gene Ontology annotation, molecular function: protein binding. The record is from RefSeq and is a predicted model, not a curated record. Bases 246 to 1433 code for a protein of 395 amino acids. Gene Ontology annotation, cellular component: SCF ubiquitin ligase complex. Gene Ontology annotation, biological process: SCF-dependent proteasomal ubiquitin-dependent protein catabolic process. The transcript has 9 exons.